AUGUCCAAAUACAUUCAACGUUUAAACAUGGAAGGAUUUAAAUGGAGACGUGAAUAUGUUAAACUAUUACAAGCAUGUCUUGGUGCUACACAAACAGAUCCACAUCAUCGAUUAAUGUUUAGUGAUUAUGGUAAAGAUCGAUAUAAAAAUUUAGUCAGUGAACUAUUGGAUGAAGCAAGACGUAAAGAUCCAAGUUUACCAACAAUGAUUAAUUGUCAACAACUAUAUGACUUUUAUACACGUCAAUUAUCUGGUGGGGAUGAAAAUUUCUAUCGUUGGACUGAACUUUUAACCCAAGCAAAUAGAGAAUUGACGAGAGCUGAUUUAGAAGUUCUUUGUCGUUCUGGUAUACCUAUUCCAUAUCGUGAAGGUGUAUGGCGUAUGUUAAUUCAUGGUGAAUUACAUCAAUUAAUGCAAAUUAAGGGACCAUUGUAUUAUAAUGGACUUUUAGAAGAAUUCAGUGAAAAUACACUUGCAGCUCAACAUAGACGUCAAAUCUCACUUGAUUUAUUGAGAACUAUGCCAAAUAAUGUACAAUUUGAUAAUAUUGACGCGCCUGGGGUACAAAAACUUCAAGAAGUUUUACAGGCUUAUAGUAUACAUAAUUCUAAAAUUGGUUAUUGUCAGGGUAUGAAUUUUAUAGCAGCUGUUGCAUUGUUAUUCUUAAGAAAAGAAGAUGCUUUCUGGUGUUUAAUUGCUAUAUUGGAACGAUUUUUACCGGAGAAUUACUUUAAUUCUGGUUUAAUUGAUGCACAAGUUGAUCAACUUGUAUUAAAAGAAAUAGUAAAUGAAAAACUACCACGUCUAUCAUCACAUUUAAAACGAUUAGGUAUUGAUAUAUCUGCAGUGACAUUAAAUUGGUUUUUAGCUGUAUUCUAUGAUUCUGUACCAUUUGAAACAUUGAUACGAAUUUGGGAUGUGUUUCUUCUAGAAGGUUCAGAAACAUUGUUUCGAUUUGCAGUGGCAAUUCUUAAACGUAAUCAAGAUAUGCUAUUGGAACAAAGUGAUACAAUCAGUUUUUGGAAAUGUCUUAAAGCAGCAACUCGAUUAACCAAUGAUGUUGAUGGAUUAAUUAAAACAGCUUUUGAAGAACUUCGACCAUUUCCUAAACCUCAACUAAUUGCAACUCGUCGUGCUUAUCAUUAUGAAAUAUUAAGUAAAAAAAUGUCUAUAAAAAAAGGAUAUUGGCAAAAUGUUAUGAAAGAAUCACCUGAUGAAUUUAUUGAGAAUCAAAAUCACAUUCAAUACAAACGAUCUACUAAAGAAAACCAAGCUGUAAUUCAAGCAAUCACGUUUUAUGAUAAUGAACAUUUGUGGAUUUGUCAUGGUGAUAAAUCAUACAGCCAAAUUUCAGAAGUUGUUGUCACAUCAAACUGUAUGCAAAGUAUCGGUUAUGAAUUGGAAUCUCGUGUCAGUUGUAUAUGUGCAUUUAGUAAUGAAAUUAUUCUACUUGGUAUGAUGUCUAAACAAUUAUGUGCUUAUUCAGUGAUACAAAAUUCGAAAAUUUGGCAAAUUCCAAUUCAUGACAGUGUCAGUGAUUUAACUUUUGCAUACUUUUUACAUGAUCAUACUAAUAAAGUUUAUGCUGGUUUAACAAAUGGUGAAUUAGUUGUUAUUGAAAAUAUUGGCUUUGAAGAACCACGUGAUUCUAUAUAUUACAUUACUAUUAGUUUUAUUCCAAUAUCAUCUGUACUUUUGGCAAAGAAUCAAUUAUGGUGUGCAAGUGGUAGUUCUAUAUUCAUUUUUCAUGCUAAAACCAUGGAUUAUUAUAAACAAAUUAGUAUAUCUAAUAAUCCAUUAGAUGUAAUAUUAAAAAUAUGUCUUGGUGAUAAUGGUGUUUGGAUUGCAGUACGUGGUAGUUCAGUUAUUGAAUUAUGGGAUCCAGAUAGAUUGAUACGUAUACUUUUAUUCAAUAUUGUUAAUGAAACCUAUUUAAGUCGGAGGCCAGAAGAAGAGUAUACAUUUAAUCCUCAACGAGUCACUGUAAUACUUCCCUAUGAUAAUACAUUAUGGAUUGGUACAGGAAUGGGUGAAGUUUUAGUUUAUCAAAUUCAAACUUAUCAAAAAACAGAAAACAGAAAAAGUUUCGAAGGUAAUGUUCAAAUGACCAAACAUAAACGUUCAAUGUCAUUAAAAGAUGAUUUACAACUGAAUGAUAAAACAACAUUGAAAACUUAUCGAAAUCUACACGAUCCAGAACCAUUAUUUUAUCCAUUACGUCAAAAUUCAUUAAUAUUAGAAUAUGCAAUUGAUUCAAGUCAUAUAUAUGAAUUACAAAAAAUUGUACGUAGUAAAGUAGCUGAAACUCCUAUACGUUAUUUAGUUAUGAAAAAAAUUACAGAUAGCCAUGCACUGAUUAUUUCAUGUUCAACAUAUUUCAAUGAUGAUGAUGCUGUACUUAAAUGGCAACGUGAUAUUAAUAAUGGUUCAAUUUGGACAAAUGAACCAAUUUAUGUAUUUGAUCGUGAAAGUCGUUCACUUCGAUUACCAGCUUAUAUGCGUAAUAGUUUAUGCUUACAAAUGCAUAAUAAAAAAUCAAUUAUUAUGAAUUAA
Schistosoma mattheei is the source of this 2553-nucleotide messenger RNA. The record is from the annotation of a GenBank genome assembly. NCBI's taxonomy places the organism in Eukaryota, Metazoa, Platyhelminthes, Trematoda, Strigeidida, Schistosomatidae.